Messenger RNA from Paramecium pentaurelia, 564 nucleotides. Lineage: Eukaryota; Ciliophora; Oligohymenophorea; Peniculida; Parameciidae. The record is from the annotation of a GenBank genome assembly.
GAUGGAAUCAAAAAAAUUGAGUAAAAUUAUUGAAUUAAUAUUUCUGUCCAUUGCAGUAAGAAUAAAAUUCUAAUAUAUUAAAGUGGUUAUCCGUGAUGGCAUGUUUAAUUAGAACAGAUUUUAAUUUCCCAUUUGCUUUUUUUUGCUAUUAUUUAUGGAUAUCAAGAGAUGACAAAGCUAAUUCUUUGAUGGUAAUCAAUUAUUAUAUUUAUAAUGUAGUUAAUGGUUUUGAAUGGAAUCCUCAUCUUGGUAGAUUUAAUAUGGCUUUUAUCAGUUGGAUCCAUUUGGACAGCAACAGAAAAAAAUAAUCCUGUCUGGGGACAUUUGCAUGGUCUUCAUGUCUUUGUUAUAUUUAUCAGUAUUGUAAAUGUCUUAUUGAAAGUAAUUUAAUUAAUUAUAUAAAUAGGUUGGUGCUAUUGCAGCCAUCAAUUCUUAUAGAGGAAAUUAAACUUAAGUUGGUAAUUCUAAUGAUAUAAAUUAUAGCUGGUUCAUUAUAGAAUCCACAAUAAAGUGGCUUAAAUGAUGUUUCUUAAAAUAGACAAGUCCCUUAUGGUUAAUAUUGAU